CUGUGUCGCAUCCUAGUCUAGUCAUUUUCGUGCCUUUUUCUGACUGAUUGACUGACUGACUGACCCCGGUCCAGGAAAAAGCAUUGGCACUUAUUUAUCGGGGCAGGUGUCUUUUUCUUGUCUUGUCUUUCUUGGUUGUUCAUUUCCGAUGAUAAUCUCAUCCACAUUCACUCUCACAUCCACUUCAGACAAGCUUCUCACUUGUUCAUCAUUUUUGCUUGGUCUUACAUCACACACACACACACACCAGAUUAUUAUUAUUAUUAUUAUCAUCACCAUCACGAUUAUCAUUACCCAUACUCCAAAUAUCUUUUCGUAUAAUCCAAAUAAAAACCCAAACACAGAAUGGUAGCCAUCACCGCCCGCGACCGACCCAAAACCGACUACGAGCGAUGGCUGGAACUCCAAGGCUCCGGCUCCGGCUCCAACGACAACGCAGCUGGCAGCGAUGAAAAGAAAUACCAUCCUCCUGGCCCUCUACCUAUUCCGGAACAUGGUGGUCAAGAUGCACAUGCAAAAGCAGAUGAUGAUAAUAAGCAUAAAUACACUCCUCACGGCACAUUUCUCCAUCAUGGGUAUCAUCAUGAACGGCCUGGUGCGUCAGCCGACAACAACGACAAUCAUCCACAUCAUGCACUACUACCACAUCAUCGCUUGGAUAGAUCGUUCCCUGGUGACUAUGGAGGUGUUGCGAUGAAGUUGGCGCUGCUGGUACUGGUGGUAUUGGGGAUACUGCGUGCGGUGCGGUUUGUUCGAGGCCGACGACAUCAACCUAUUCGGUUACAGAGUCCGAGGACGGUGCAGGGUGGGUUUGGGGGGAGGGAAGAGGGGGGCAAGAGGAAUUUGGUUUGA
This is a messenger RNA of Aspergillus vadensis CBS 113365, 852 nucleotides long. RefSeq lists its product as uncharacterized. NCBI's taxonomy places the organism in Eukaryota, Fungi, Ascomycota, Eurotiomycetes, Eurotiales, Aspergillaceae. The record is from RefSeq and is a predicted model, not a curated record. The transcript has a single exon. The coding region runs from base 346 to 852 and encodes 168 amino acids.